Molecule: messenger RNA, 1620 nt
Organism: Peromyscus californicus insignis
Lineage: Eukaryota; Metazoa; Chordata; Mammalia; Rodentia; Cricetidae
Gene: Chodl
Product: chondrolectin
Exons: 6
Coding region: 438-1262 (274 amino acids)
Biological process (GO): positive regulation of axonogenesis
Cellular component (GO): cytoplasm
Source: RefSeq, a predicted model, not a curated record
AGGCUCUGGGUGUAUAUAAGACGGUGCAGCCAGCGCAGAGCUGCUCUUGCUGCGGCUGCUGCUGUUGGAGCCAGGACCAGGGUACACGGGCUCAACCUCUUAGGACACAGAGACCAGAGAGGGAAGCGAAGAGGGCUGCUUAGAUCUGCGCUAGGGAAUCCUGGUUCACCUUUGCAAUAGAACCCCUAACCCUGUCCCCUGCCCCCAGACACACGCCCACGGUCUCUUGCACUCCAGCCCAGUGCCGCACGGGGCACCCUGGCAGCAGGUCCCCGCUGAAGGCGAUGCUUACAGGGAUCCUAGCUCCUGUUCUGGGAAGGAGGAAGUAGUAUCCAGCAGAAAAGCAAGGAGGUUGCUGGCUAGAGCCGCGGGUGACUGUGCUGCGGGAGGACACCGCCUUUGCUCCGCCGGACACCUGCUGCAGAAGUCUCGCCACCAUGAUCCGCAUGGUCUCGCUGCUGCUGGGAGCCACGCUGCUGCUCUGUGGCCAAGGAGCCUUUGCCCGACGGGUGGUCAGCGGUCAAAAGGUGUGUUUUGCUGAUGUGAAACAUCCGUGCUACAAAAUGGCCUACUUCCAUGAACUGUCUAGCCGAGUGAGCUUCCAGGAAGCACGCCUGGCUUGUGAAAGCGAAGGAGGUGUCCUCCUCAGUCUUGAGAAUGAGGCUGAACAGAAGUUAAUAGAGAGCAUGUUGCAGAACCUGACCAAACCUGGAACGGGGAUUUCAGAUGGUGACUUCUGGAUAGGACUUUUGAGAAGUGGGGAUGGCCAAACAUCUGGUGCCUGCCCAGAUCUCUACCAGUGGUCUGAUGGAAGCAGCUCCCAGUUCAGGAACUGGUACACUGAUGAACCUUCUUGUGGAAGCGAAAAGUGUGUUGUCAUGUACCAUCAACCAACUGCCAAUCCUGGCCUAGGAGGUCCCUACCUUUACCAGUGGAAUGAUGACAGGUGCAACAUGAAGCACAAUUACAUCUGCAAGUACGAACCUGAGAUUCAGCCAACAGACCCCGUUGAAAAGCCGUAUCUUACAAACCAACCUGGAGACACCCAUGAGAAUGUGGUUGUUACUGAAGCAGGUAUAAUUCCCAAUCUAAUUUAUGUUAUCAUACCAACGAUUCCGCUGCUUUUACUGAUACUUGUUGCUUUCGGAACCUGCUGUUUCCAGAUGUUGCAUAAAAGUAAAGGAAGAACCAAAACUAGCCCGAACCAGUCUACACUGUGGAUUUCAAAGAGCACAAGAAAAGAGAGUGGCAUGGAAGUAUAAUAAUUAACUGACUUUGCUCCAUAAAAUAAAAAUAGUUUUGUAAUUCUUGACCAGUGUAAGGAACGGCAUCAUUAGCUUGGAAUGGCUUGAAAUCUCAAAGGAUCUGCAAGAUGAACUGUAAGCUCCCCCUUGAGGCCAAUGUCAAAAUAAAUUUUAUAUGUUCAUAGUUUCACUUACAAAAUAUGCUGUGUUAAUCAUAGAGUGAGACCUGCUUACUCAGCUAAAGGAUGCACCCAAACUUCAUGUAAAUGAAAUGGACCAUGCAGAUAAAAUCUCGGUGGGCACAUCUGGAAUCCCUGUGUUGGAAGUAGUUCCUUUUGCCUUUUGUCCCCUUUAUCAUUUUGAUCUAUUUCAUGUA